Molecule: messenger RNA, 836 nt
Organism: Erythranthe guttata (spotted monkey flower)
Lineage: Eukaryota; Viridiplantae; Streptophyta; Magnoliopsida; Lamiales; Phrymaceae
Source: RefSeq, a predicted model, not a curated record
AUCAAGAAGAAUCGCCUGCUUUUAUUAUUAUUAUCAGACCAAUAUCAACUUAUUUAUACCUGGAUUGAAACUGAUGGCAAACCAAAACUAGAAAUAAACAAUCUUUUACCUAAAAUAAAUAAAUUAAUUAAUUAAUAAAAAUUUCACAUCAAUGAGUAGUCUCUCUGCCUAUAAAUAUAGUCUGAAUAGGAUGUACAGAUUAAUUAUACACAUCCAAUUUUCACAGCAAUGAAUCUUUCUAUCUAUAUUUUAUUCAUAGCCACAUUUCUCAUACUCAACAAAUCAGCAAAAGCAUCGGGCCUCGGGAUUUUCCAACGCUACGAAGUUCAUAUAAUCAAUAACUUCGAAAACAACACAGACGAAUUAAUCGUUAACUGCAGAUCUGCAGACGAUGACCUCGGAGAGCAUUUCUUGGAUAAAGGCGAAGAUUGGCAUUGGCAGUUUAGGGUUAAUUUCUUUAGGUCAACUCUGUUUUACUGCAACGUGCAGUGGGGAGAAUUGGGACAGAGGUUCACUAGUUUCGAUACCGACAACAUAAGCUCUACGUGUGAAGAAACUUCGACGUGUUUCUGGUCGGUUAGGGAGGACGGUAUUUAUUUCAGCUGCGAUAAUAAAAAUUACGAGAAGAGGCAUCUUUGGCCGUGACUUAGUUGGUCGUAUUUUUUCUAGUUUUUCGUUUUGAAUUUCUUUUUUUCCAGCAUCGUCGCCGUUCUAAGGAAUGAAUUUCGGGAUGAAAUCCGUUUUUUGACCGUUGAAUUAUUCAUAGAAUUAUGCAUAACAUAAGAUCACUCAAACUGUCGUACGGUACUUCAUCUAAUACUAGGACAUGGACGAUG